AUGUAUCACUUUGUUUCCGAACAAACUCCGGAGCUGAGGCUCUCGGCGGAUGCACUGGUCACUAGCCACGUGACGCAGUACCUCAAGGGUUUCCAGUUGGAGGCAGUGCGUUUCCUUUACGAUCGCCUGGCCAAGGGAGAAUUCUGCAUCCUCAACGAUGAGAGUGGUCUUGGAAAACUGGCCACGGUGGCGGCACUUCUCAGUGCCCUCGAUCCCGCCAAGAAAACACUCAUAGUGCUGCAGAACGAUGAGCAACUGCUCGCCGGUUGGCGGUUCCAUCUAGACACACUUACUGACCUGCAGGUUUGCACUAUUCAGGGAUUGCAAGACACCACUGACUCCCCACACAAUGUUUACCUGGCGAAAUGGAGCCAACUACGCAGCAUUGGAGAUCUAAGCCGCCUCAAGUUCGACUACGUUUUGGUGGACAAUCGGGGGCACUCGUUGAACAACAGCUUCUGCACCUCUAUGCUGCUCAAGCAUUUCGAGGGACGGGUAAACAUGGUUAUCUCCAGUGUUGACAUUACGUCCGAUGUGAAGUUGCUAUACAAUGUGUUGCGGUUAGGUGGUCGUCUGGAGCACCAGUACCGAAGCUUCCAGAGCUUUGACCGCAAGUUCCACCUGCCAGACCCCAAGGAGGUGUUCAGCAAGCGCAUAGAUCUCGAGGAGUACUACAAACAGCGGGGAUUCCUCAGCGAGUAUAUUAAGGACUUUCGUCUGCGUCGUUUCCGUCAUCAGUUCGACAAGAGCCUGCCGCUCGUUGCACCGGAGCAAUACAAGCACAAUCUGAGCCUCUGGUUGGCCUCAAAAAAUAGCCAGAGCACGCUUAGCGGCUCCUCGGAAGUUUGCUCGACAAUCGCUUCCAUAGAAAACAAUCCGGCUCAGCAAAAUGAAACGUUGCCGUCUGAAGACGAUCACAGUUUAGACGAUGUGGUGGCCAUGUCACCGCUGGUCUUUGAAUCCUCCGAUUCUGACGUUGAACCUAUUACUGUGGAUCCGGCAGACGAUCAAAAUCAAGUCCUGAUAGUUUCCAGCGAUGAUUGCGAGAUUGUAACGCCUCCAAACACACCACCAAAUCGAUUGCCCACGUCAAACGAAUCACCAAGGAUGAAAUCCAAGAGGAAAUUCAGCAAGCGGCAGACGCCACAGAAAAAAGCAGACUUCACCGAUUCGGAGGAUGAUGAUGAAGAGGUCGAGGUGGCUCCCAAAAAGAUAACUCGCGCCGCAACACUUACCUUUACCCCAAAGACGAGAAAGCUCAAUGUGCGACUGCUAAGGGUUUCCAUGGAUACCUUGAGUACACCACCCCCGGCACAAACUGCUCCUGCGUUUGCCACGCCCAAGACAGAGCCCUCAGUUAGAAGGAAAAAAAAGAAACUGCAACAGGUCAGUCCAAUUGAUACAGGUCGUCCGGUCACUCGCGGAAUGCAACGCUUAACACGAUCCGCUGAGUCCAAAAUAAACAGCAAAUACUUAAAGCACCACACACUGGACGAUGUCAAGCGGAGCACUCCAAAAAGAAACAAGGCUGAGGGAAAUCAAACGCCCAAGACAAGCAAACCCAGGGUGAAGCAGGAGGCCAAGGAAAAGAUUGUAGAGCAGCAAGAGAAGGAGAAGGUAACCGCGGCCAAGCCUCCUGCGCAAGAAACUCCCAAAAGAGGGGUAGGUCGUCCAAGGAAAUGCAAAUCGGAACCUGAAGCUUUAAAGAAAUCCAAGCCAAAGCCAAAGCCCUUGCCCAAACCCUUGCCUCCCACUCCGCAAGUGCUCAGCGGUAGUUCCUUGUCGUCAGAGUACAUGCAAUGUGCUCAGCGAAUCCCAGACAAUUUGGAUGCCAUAGAGUCUCCUGCCUUUCGGGUGCCCUUCACCCCCCAGCAAACACCUUUGCUGCUAACCUUGCCGUCUGCUUUUAAUUUGCUCAACGACUCGGAGAUAGUGGCCAUUCCGAUGUCCAGGGAACAAGCGGAAACUGUGGUGAUCAAUAGCUCCCACGAUGAGAGUUCGCCGCAGGAUCCAUCGCAGAGUCGUCGCACCAAGGCUUUGAAAAGGAAGCGCAAACCGGAGGCGCCUGUAAGUUCUAGUUUUGGCGGCGGCUUGGGCUUGCCACCGCCCAAGAGAAGUGCCAACAAAUCACCGGAUCUGUUCAGCAUAUCCUCGGAUCUCUCGCAGAUUCCUCUGGCACAGCCGCAACCCUCCUCUCCGUUCGAAGGUUUCAAAAUCUUUGGCUCCGAAGUAAAGCAGUUCCAGCAGCAGCAUGCCAAGACAAAUGUUUCGGUGCCAAAAAAGAAGCGCGAUCGCUCUUGUUUGGAUAUUCUGGAGCAAAUGUUUGAGCCGCGAGAGAAGCGGUCGGAGAAAAGCAGUCCUAAAGUGUUGCCCACGUUGCCGCUGCCGCAGAGAGAUGAUAUGGCACAAGCCAUAACCCAGAGGAGAAGAACCCUGCUGGAAGAUGACUUCUUUGAAAUCACGAACAAUGGCCAGUUUGGCAGUCGAAUGAGGUUGAAUUCCGCUGGAGAUGUGUCACCCGUGCAACAAGAUCAACAGUCCGCCAGGCCCACGCAGGCCAAUAAAAUCACCAACUACUUGAUAGGUUCCGGAAUCACCCAGGAAAAGACGCAGCAGCCCACAAGUGGAAGUCGCAGCGCCAUCGUUGCAGCGCUGAGGAAGUCCCCCAAGUCACCGAAACAGGCGGGCAAACCCACUCAGGCCACCAAGCUCACCCGCUGGUUUGGUUCCGUUUUCGGGGGAGGAACUUCACAGACCAGCUCCGUGGAAUCGGUUAGUGCACCAAGUACACCGGUGAAUCCCUCCACGAGUGCAGCAGCCUGUCAAACGCGAUCAGCGAGGAGUGGUGGAGCUGCAGGACCCACAAAAAGAAAGCGAUUGGAACUGUUCAAGUGAAGAGCAGGAUAAAUACAACAUUGAAAGGAAACGUUUAAAAUAAGUUAACUAAAUCCAGGUAAAGUCCUGGAUUAUGUAUCAAAGCCAUGUUUUCACAAAACGAUUUCCUAGCUGAGUUUUAAAUUUAUUCUUUUUGGUAAUGAUGUACCUUAUACAAAAUUAAAAUAAGAAGAAAGCUAACUAACCGAAUCGUGAAAAUAUAGCUAAAAUUAUUUAAUCAAAAGCCAAGAAACAGUUAACAGCACCCAAACUUGGGCAAAAGACUUUUUUGUAGGUUGUAAUAGCAAGGUGGUACAAUGUUAACAGUAGAACAUUACGCCCAUCUAAGCAAUUAACUAGCCAAUUUAGUUACAUUUCUAUUAUAUGUACACAUUUCGAAGGUCACUUUACCAUUAAAUUAAAAAGACAUUGAACAUUA
Molecule: messenger RNA, 3313 nt
Organism: Drosophila gunungcola (fruit fly)
Lineage: Eukaryota; Metazoa; Arthropoda; Insecta; Diptera; Drosophilidae
Gene: SuUR
Product: protein suppressor of underreplication
Exons: 4
Coding region: 1-2895 (964 amino acids)
Molecular function (GO): ATP-dependent chromatin remodeler activity; ATP binding
Source: RefSeq, a predicted model, not a curated record